UUAGCGCACGGUAUUGGAAUGGGUAUCAGCUAUCUCAAAAACUGAUACAGAAUCAAAAUGGAUCAAUAUUAAAUCCUUUAUAAUGGAUAGAAAUAACCUUGAUUUUCUUAAGAAAAAAAGAUUUUUGACCAUUUUACCCCUGAUUCUACCAUUUAACUAAUACAAUAUUGGCUAGAUAUUCAGAUUAGAGACAUGCCAAACCGACACGAUUGAUUUGAUAUCAAUACUUAGAACCAUGCUAGUAUGAGUGUCCAUGGGUGAUCCACCCCCAUGCUCAUGGAUUUAGUUCUUGAUAUUGGUAAUGGUAUCAGUCUCAAUCCGAAUCGGUAUCAGAGAGGAUAAGAGGAUAGGUGUGAAUUGGUCAUUUUUACCCCUUGCUUUUUAGAAAAAAAUCCUGAAAUGAUACGGGUAAUUGAAACGAUACGAGUAAUUGAUCCAGAUCGAUCAAGGAUUAGGGAUUGGUCUCAACUGAUAUCGAUACGAUACGUUCAAUACAAUACCCAUACUUGAAACCAUGCUCAUAUUGGAGUUUCUCUAACUAAACAUGGACUGUGGAACAGAUUCUCGUACGAGAAUGAUUCUUAUCCCACACAUAAUACUCAUCACAGGACUUUUUCCUUACGUGGAUUACAUAUGCAUGAAUCAAGAUCCUAUGAGAAUGGUUCUCGAGAACCUGAUCCACUCUCCUAUACAUGCAGAUCAAAUAAAGGAUAAAAGCAAUGGAGACGUGGCUGUGGAUUUUUACCACCGGUAUAAGGAGGAUAUAGCUGCAAUGAAGGAUAUGGGGAUGACUUCCUUUAGAUUCUCAAUCGCAUGGACCAAAAUAUUUCUAGAUGGAAAGGAAAGUGGAGGAGUGAACAAGGAAGGGGUUUACAAUGACGUCAUCAACGAGCUUCUAGCCAAUGGUAUCGAGCCUUUUGUGACUCUAUUUCACUGGGAUGUUCCUCAAGCUUUGGAAGAAGAGUACGGUGGUUUCUUGAGUACUAAAAUAAUGAGUUUCUGAUGAUACCAAGAUACCAAUGGACCAAUCUCUCAAAGAUGAAUUGAGAAAAGUUGCCUUGCGUGACCAUCUCAAGUUCCUUCUUAAUGCCAUGGAGAAUGGGGUGGAUGUGAAGUGUUUCUUAAUGUGGUCUUUUCUGGAUAACUUCGAGUGGGAUGCUGGUUAUACGGUUCGUUUUGGUAUCAACUAUGUGGACUUUGAAAACGGACUGAAAAGAUAUCCAAAGGAAUCAGCACAUUGGUUUAAGAACUUUCUCAAGUCAAGCUGAAUUUAAAAAUGGAGGAUCCUUAGUUUCUACUCUAUCUAUUUAUAAUAAUACUAUUACUAUCUAAGGUGGUUUGUAUUAAGAAUCUUAUGGUAUUUUAAUUAAGCUACUCGAUCUCGUGUGUUAUUUAUCUUGAAUAUUAUGCUUAUGACUAUCAUCUUUUAUCAUCACUAUGUUUGAAAUUAUACUUUCAUUGAA
Messenger RNA from Macadamia integrifolia, 1463 nucleotides. RefSeq names its product cyanogenic beta-glucosidase-like. Gene Ontology annotation, molecular function: beta-glucosidase activity. Gene Ontology annotation, biological process: carbohydrate metabolic process. The record is from RefSeq and is a predicted model, not a curated record. The transcript is spliced from 7 exons. The coding region runs from base 545 to 1003 and encodes 152 amino acids. NCBI's taxonomy places the organism in Eukaryota, Viridiplantae, Streptophyta, Magnoliopsida, Proteales, Proteaceae.